AUCAAGAAAAUAAUCUUCCUCAAAUGAAAUUUCUUCAAAUUAAUCGGAAAGCUUAGCAUAUUUUUCCAUAAAGUGAAAAGUAACUCUUUAACUGUUAAUUCUUAAUUUGGACGGUGUAGAUUUUUCAGCAGUGGCAAGCUAACCUUAUCUUAACUAUUUUCAUAGAUGCCACUGACCUAGGUGGCGCUUCUGAUAAUAAUUCAUGAAUUUGGCCCAAAUCAAGUAGCCUGAAAAUAAAAUCGUGUUUCGUCUACAAAGAAACUGUUCCUAUGGGGCCUUUUAUGAUUCCCUUCAUGACUCAGCCGGGAAAGCUACAUUUCUUUUGUUUGUGAAAGAUUUUCCUUGUUAACGCAUGGAUGGAAGGGCUCUUAAAGCCUUGCAUUAAUCUCCAACAAAAACCAGGCGGUUCACAUUUUGUUCACAAUCACGUAAAAUUUCGCGAGGUUAUAAAAGGCAGUAGUGUGAGAAGGCUACCAAUUUUGCCUGCUAAGAAAAGAAUGCUUCGAACAAAUGGGUUGCGAGUUUUCGUCCUCUCGGAUUUGCAUACUGACUAUUCUGAGAACAUGGUGUGGAUUAAGGGUCUCUCGGUCAUGAAUUACAAGAAUGAUGUUCUUCUUGUUGCUGGCGAUGUAGCAGAGACAUAUGAGAUGUUUGUAUACACAAUGUCUCUAUUGAAGGAUCGAUUUCAUGGUGUUUUCUUUGUACCUGGGAAUCAUGACCUCUGGUGCAGAAGAAAGGGGGAGAAAUAUCAUGAUUCUCUUGCGAAGCUGAGUGCGUUGCUUGAUGCGUGUAGAGAACUUGGAGUAGAGACAAGCCCAAAUAUUGUAGAUGGUGUAGGGAUCAUUCCUCUCUUCUCAUGGUAUCACGAGAGCUUUGACAGGGAGAAGGACAUAACUGGUGUUGCAAUUCCUUCUUUGAAGAUGGCAUGUAAAGACUUUCAUGCUUGCAAAUGGCCUAAGAACCUCUCAAGCAAAGACCUCUCUCUCGCCAAGCACUUUGAUGAUAUAAAUGCGAAACACACUGAUGCCACUAACGGAAUCGUGAGCAGGAGUAAACAGAUUAUCACAUUCUCCCAUUUUCUUCCAAGGCCUGAGCUCUGUCCAGAAAAGAGAAUGCUGUUCUAUCCAAAUCUCCCGAAAGUCAUUGGUUCAGAUUACUUAGAAGCUCGUUUGAGGACCUUACAUGGGAUCCAUGGAAGCCCACAUGCUUGUCAUAUGUUUGGCCACACUCACUUUUGCUGGGACAUUUGGCUUCAAGGAAUAAGAUAUGUUCAAGCACCAUUAGCAUAUCCAAGGGAAAGGAAAAGGGGAAUGAAUGGAGGCGCCGAGUGGCUGCCUUUCUGUAUAUUUGACUCUGAGAAUGGAGGGUUGCCUCCAAAGUUGUCCGAGUGUUACUGGUCUGACUAUUACACCUCUCACAAAAGAGAACCAGAUAACACACAGCUUGCUCCAUGGGUUGCUAAAUAUUACAGUAGAAGAAAGUGACCCAUAUCUCAAAUAAACAUGUCUCUCUUUAUAAAUAUCAGAUAAUUUUCAUUGCAAAUAAAUUGAUUUUGUAACUGUAAACUUGGAUUCUCAAUUGUGCAUCGUGAUUGAUUCUGUAAUAUUAAAUUCACAUUUAUCAA
Messenger RNA from Amborella trichopoda, 1624 nucleotides. NCBI's taxonomy places the organism in Eukaryota, Viridiplantae, Streptophyta, Magnoliopsida, Amborellales, Amborellaceae. The record is from RefSeq and is a predicted model, not a curated record.